Penicillium hordei is the source of this 711-nucleotide messenger RNA. It is a transcript of the gene erg2, whose product is annotated as C-8 sterol isomerase ERG2. The coding region runs from base 1 to 711 and encodes 236 amino acids. The record is from RefSeq and is a predicted model, not a curated record. Gene Ontology annotation, cellular component: endoplasmic reticulum. The transcript is spliced from 2 exons. Gene Ontology annotation, biological process: ergosterol biosynthetic process. NCBI's taxonomy places the organism in Eukaryota, Fungi, Ascomycota, Eurotiomycetes, Eurotiales, Aspergillaceae.
AUGCCUUCCAAAUCCUCCAAGUCCUCCAGCUCCAGCUCCGGCUGUCGCUGCCGCUGCUUCUCCCUCAAGACCCUCAGCUACCUGACCAUCUUCCUGGCCCUGUUCUCCGCCGUCUACAGAUACCUCGAUGCGCGCCUUGAGCAAUUCUACAUCUUCGACCCGGAGCACCUGCACGAUGUGUCUCAGCGCGCCAUCAGCGCCCACGGCGAGGACACCCGCUCUAUCGUCAACUUCAUCGUCGCCGAGCUGGAGCAGAAGGUCGGCGCCAACUACCUGAGCACCCAGGAGGAGUGGGUAUUCAACAACGCCGGCGGCGCUAUGGGCGCCAUGUACGUGAUUCACGCCAGUAUCACCGAGUACCUGAUUGUCUUCGGUACCGCUAUCGGAACUGAAGGCCACUCUGGUCGCCACACUGCUGACGACUACUUCAACAUCCUCCAGGGUACCCAGCUCGCCUACGUCCCCGGAGAGUUCAAGCCCGAGGUCUACCCGCCCGGUAGCGUGCACCACCUGGUCCGCGGCGAGGUCAAGCAGUACAAGAUGGAUGAGUCUUGCUUCGCGCUGGAAUACGCCCGUGGCUGGAUCCCUCCCAUGCUCUUCUUCGGUUACGCCGAUACCUUCUCGAGCACUCUGGACUUCCCGACCUUGUGGGCUACCACACGCAUCACUGCCCGUGAGAUGGUCGGCAACUUGUUGCAGUACAAGCUGUAA